UCCCGUAAACUCAGUUCUAAUGUUGAUCCUGGCGAUAUCCCAGAAGUGUGUUCAAUUUUGUUACGCCGUUCUAAAUUAAUAAUCGCCCGAUAGCUUGGAAAUCUGACCAACCCGCAUUGGCAAUCAGCAAAAACCUUGAACUGGACGGAUAUGAAAGCUCGGGGUGUAUCUGCUGUUGUGGCGUCUUGGGUUCAUACUUCAGACGAUAAUGCUGCUUUGCAGUUCCUACCGAAUGACGGUUCCGAGGACCAGUACGUACCAAACGAGGUUCCUGCUCUAUACGUCGGAAACUCCACAGGAGAGACGAUACGCCAACUACUCACGGAUGCCGAAGUGGACACGGCGACUGUGGUCUUGGACGCGCCAAGUUAUAACUCGUCAACUCAGACUGUUAUUGGGCACUUGGCGGGUAUUGCAGGCGGUAAUGAAACCAUCAUUGUGUAUACUCAUAGUGAUGGGCCUUCAAUCAUCGAAGAAAAUGGUCCCAUUCUACUCCUUACGAUGGCGGAAUACUUUGCGCGCCAUCGGCCAAGAAUCAAUAUUGAUUUCGUUAUUACGACAGGGCACAUGUCCGGUGGUCAUCUGAGUGAAACACUCUGGAUGAAAGAGCGUCCGGAGCUAUUGACAAAUGCUGUAGCAGCAGUUGUUUGUGAACAUUUUGGAGCGACUGAAUGGAAGGACGAUUUUAGCAACGGAGCUCCGGAAUACAAAGCGACAGGAAAGAUUGAGCCUAUGUGGACUAUGGCUACAUUACUUCGGCAUUCAUACAUGCACUCGCUGGAGGGCAUUGACCAAGAUAUCCGAAUGGCCCUUCUCUAUCCCCGGACAGUUGAUGGUGUUAGGUCCAGAUGGUACGGAGCAGGCGGUAGUAGCACAAUGGGCCGUUCCAAACUCCCAACACUCGGAAUUAUACCUCAGCCAGACUAUUUAUGGGCGGCAAUGGUGGAUGGUGGGUGGAGCAAGCUAUCGAUACCCAUUGCGGUAGAGCAGAUAAACACUAUCUUGAGGCUUAUCACUCGGUUGGAUAGUGAUUUUGCCAGUUAGACAUCGUAUACCUAUUAGACCUAUCCUUUAUAUCAGUCACAUACAUAUCUCGGUAGUCGGUACCGGCUCCGACAUCCGAUGUUUGUCAGCAGCCUGGCUGAGAAAACCUUGACCACUGUCCAUGUCGACGUCGAGGCAGUCAUGCUCCUUAUCCUUCACUA
Molecule: messenger RNA, 1205 nt
Organism: Desarmillaria tabescens
Lineage: Eukaryota; Fungi; Basidiomycota; Agaricomycetes; Agaricales; Physalacriaceae
Exons: 7
Coding region: 151-1044 (297 amino acids)
Source: RefSeq, a predicted model, not a curated record